Messenger RNA from Geodia barretti, 393 nucleotides. Lineage: Eukaryota; Metazoa; Porifera; Demospongiae; Tetractinellida; Geodiidae. The record is from the annotation of a GenBank genome assembly.
CUGAAACGAAUCGUAGUAGUGGCCAAUAACGAGGUCGGAGUGAUAUCCGACAUUACCAGGGUGCUGGCUGAUGGCGGAAUCAACGUGGAAGGAAUUAACACCCAGUCCCACGGAGAGCAGGGUACAGUGGUACUUACUGCCGAUGAUACCGACCACGCUCUAGCCCUGCUCAACGAGGCCGGUUUCAAGGCGGUCAGCGACGACACCAUAGUGCUGAGGCUGAAGGAUGAACCCGGCAAGCUGGCGGACGUGGCAGAUAGCCUGAAGCAGGCAGGGGUGAACAUCCAGAGCAUGCACAUUCUCGGACGCGACGCUGGAUACACCACCAUCGGCUUGACCACCGACGACCGGCAGAGAGCCGAAGCGGUGAUCCGCGACGCCACCAUUAUCUGA